AUGGCAACCAAACUCCAGGAUCCUGCACCUUGCCAUUCUACUAGGGUUGCCGCAAAAGGGCUUAUGCCCCAGGAUACUACUCUUCACUCAACAUUAUUAGCUUUUACACGCUAUGGCUUGCCCACAAUUCCGAAUAUUUACAAGGUUGAUGCCCUGCAAUCAACAUGUGGCCCCAGUGCUUUCAAUCGGACUCUGUCGCAGGAGAAGCAACUGAAAUUUAUUCAUUAUCAAUUCAAUUUGGUAGAGCAAAUUGUUGAUGACGGCAAGAAGCUCCUUGACAAAGUUAUAUUCAAUGAAAACAUUCAAUCUCACAAGACCUUCUCUGAUUACUUCAAUCCAGACAUCUUUGUUGUUCGUUUGCCCAAAAGGAUAAACAGUGAAUUGGAUACACGACAUUGGGUUAUAGAUGGACAAUUGUUCCCGCUGCUGGCCUUGCCAAUGCAGUCAAUGCAGGAAGGAUUUUGGAACAAUCUGACCAACAUCAUGGUCCAUACCUCGCUUCACAAUCCCGAACCAGCUUUGGUCAUAGAGAUCAAAACACAUGGUGCCUUGAGCUUAUGUGAUAUCAACGAGGUAUCUAAGCAGGCAGCAUUCAGCAAACUGGAUCUAGCCACCCAGGAGGCAUUCAGCAGUAACGCAUGGAAACCAUCUAGACCAUUGUCGAUACCCUUUAUUUGGCCUUUGGAAAAGCAAGAUUUGUCCUGUCUGAAAACAGACGGAAAAUUACUGACCCAACUUAUAUGUUUCAAAUUCUGGCAUUUCAGUGGACGUGUUGGCACGCGCAUUGUUGAACACGAAAAGCAAAAAGCACGUGACCGCACAGACGCGUCAAUGGCUUCUUCAUCGUCCUCAUCGUCCUCAACGGCUUCGGCGACGAUAUCAACGACGCCUUCACUGACACUGACGACCCUUUUAUCGACACUACACACGCAUCUUAAUGUACAGACUCGGCUACUCCCAACUUUACAUGUCCAACUUGGUCUGCCACCAACAGCUCUGGAGGACGAGCUGCAAACUUUACAGCACACCCUCACGCGAGCCGUCGAAUCCCAAAUUGAAAUACGCAGAAAGCAGGUGGAUGAAUGGUAUGCAAAGUGUGAUGGCGUAGAGAGCGAAUGCAUGCGCUACUCGAGAGCCCUGGGUACAAAUGCUCAGGUCGCAGGAUCAGUUGCAGCACUUGGUGACCUAAAAGGAGAGAAAGUUCUGCCAAAUAGAUAUCAACGUGCCAUGGAAUACCAGGAGAAACUGAGACAGAUGUAUCAUACGAAACUAGAGCAACUCACAACCCUUACAAACCGUCUCAAUUCUCUAUCGCGUAUCUUGGGCGCCAACUGUUUCCAGCUCGAUAUCUUACAGCCGGUAAUUGCAUCAGGCGAAGAUAUUGAUAACCCGCAUGCCUACCGCGAUGUAACCCCCGAUCGCUUCUCUAAGCUCGAGAAAGAGCUUGUGAGGGGAAAGGGCGAAGUAACUAAACGACUCAAUCAGCUUGCAGAGAUCUUCGUUCAUAUCGACUGGCUUUAUACAGAAUUGGGCGUCGACCCUCCCACCUAUGAUGAUAAUCCCUCUUGCUCGUCCUCGCUUGCUAUUCCUUCAUAUCUUUUACCGCGAUCAUCUUCUUCCUGUAGUACGCAUUCGAACAACAUUUCAAAUGCUAACUCCGAUCCCUUUCUCUCCUCAGCCGGGACAUCCACACCAACGCCCAGCUCUCGUGUGAACCCUGAUGUGCCUCUGCUUUCCUUUGCCUCUUCAUCCCCUCCACAUAUAUCCUCAACUCCAGAUUUGCCUGCAGAUGAAUCUCGCGACUAUUACAUCAUUUUCAGCCGAUUCGUAACUCUACUCGACUCUUCGUCCUCCCAGGAAGCUUCUCCAGCCGCUCUGCUAACUUCCAUGGGUGUCGAACCCACACAAAGCAUGCUUUCGUGGACAGAUAAACUAUGCUUGGAGCUAGGGGAACUGAAGAAACGGCGAGAGUCCCAUAUUCAAGCGAUGUAUGAUCAGUUAGAAGGCUUGUGGAAGAGAAUGGGUGCAGAAGAAGAUGCGAUGGAUGGAUUUGUUGAGGCAAACCGAGGCACUACCCAAUUAGUUGUACAAGCGUAUGAAGAGGAACUUGAACGCAUGCUGGAAUUGAAGCGAGAACGGAUGGGCGAAUUUAUAGGAAAUGCAAGGACAGAGAUCGAGUCCUUGUGGGAGGAGCUCAUGGUUGGCGACGAAGAAAGAGAGGAAUUUGCCGCAUUUGCAGAUGACGAACAUACCGAAGAUCUACUCAGCCAACAUGAGCACGAAAUCGCAAAGCUGAAGGCGGAGGUGAAGUUGAAGUCGCCUUUGCUGGCAUCUAUUAGGAAAUAUUUUGAUAUUUGCAAUGAGGAGAAAGAACUGGAGCGGGCUGCUUCUGAUCAAACGCGUUUACUAGGAAGAGCAGGCGGUAGAGAUCCGGGAAGACUCUUGAGAGAAGAGAAGAUGAGAAGACGCGUUGGAAAGGAAAAGCCUAAGCUCGAGCAGCAGUUACUUACCGCUCUUCCCUCUUGGGAGAAAACGCAUGAUCGACCUUUCCUCGUGCACGGAGAAAGCAUAUUGCAGACUUUGAUGGAAGCUGUAUCUGCAGGCGACCAGGAGAACAAGAAGAAAGGUCCAGCAUCUCAAUAUUCUGCACAAGCUCUCAAGAGCACACAGGGCCUCAAACCCAGCCAUAAUGGUAACAAUAUCAACCCACAAUCUGGCACGGUCAGAAGUAGCUAUGCGAGCUACGUCCCGGGGAAGAGUGGUACGAACCACAGCUCCUCAGGGAUAGUAACCCCCGCUGUGAGACCUGGCUCCUCCCUAUCUGUCGCUCAUGGGGUUGCGUAUAGUAAUAAACGACAGAAAAUGACCGAACAUGCACGAAUCUCCUCGCCAACUAAGGGACGAACACCGAGUGGGGGAUCUGGAUUGCCUCGGCCUGUUACUCAGCCCGCACCCCCUCUACCUCCCGGGACCAAGCAAGUCUAUGCCUCACUGGGAUGGGGACGUCCUCCUGCUGUCAUGCAGCGAGCGACAUCCCAAAAUAGUGUAUCAGGUUAUGGUACUAGCACAAAUUUUGGUUCAAGUGGCAAUCUAGGAUCCAGUGUCACUGGGAGGACUGCGUCGGGUGCGUCACAAAGAGAUUCUACUGCACGUAAAGCAAGCCGUAUAAGAAGAGAGAGCUUUAAGCCUAGGCCUAGUCAAGAUGGGAUGGCAGCUGGAAUAGGAGGGGGAUGGAGAGCGGGCUUUGGAGGGAUUAGUCUUCCAGAGGAAGAGGGAUGCUGA
This is a messenger RNA of Serpula lacrymans var. lacrymans S7.9, 3282 nucleotides long. RefSeq lists its product as uncharacterized. Gene Ontology annotation, molecular function: microtubule binding. The coding region runs from base 1 to 3282 and encodes 1093 amino acids. NCBI's taxonomy places the organism in Eukaryota, Fungi, Basidiomycota, Agaricomycetes, Boletales, Serpulaceae. The transcript is spliced from 9 exons. The record is from RefSeq and is a predicted model, not a curated record. Gene Ontology annotation, cellular component: mitotic spindle midzone; cytoplasm; spindle. Gene Ontology annotation, biological process: microtubule cytoskeleton organization; mitotic spindle midzone assembly.